This is a messenger RNA of Schistosoma curassoni, 1045 nucleotides long. NCBI's taxonomy places the organism in Eukaryota, Metazoa, Platyhelminthes, Trematoda, Strigeidida, Schistosomatidae. The record is from the annotation of a GenBank genome assembly.
CUUGACGGUUUUUCAAAAGACGGUGUGUCACACUCAUAACUGAAGUUACAGGGCACAAAUAAACCCAUCAGUGGCUUGGUGUUCGAAAAAUCAUGUACAAUGGUCAAACCAAAAUGUGAUUCUUCUGGUUUAGCUAUUAAAACAGGUGGUAUUCGUUUUCAGAAGACAAAGGGUCAGCAUAUACUGAAAAAUCCCCUCGUUAUUACCACAAUGGUGGAAAAGUCUGGUAUCAAGUCCACAGACUCCUUGCUUGAAAUUGGUUCUGGAACUGGUAACCUCACUGUCAAGUUGUUAGAAAAGGGAAGGAAAGUGUACGCAUUCGAAAUAGAUCCAAGAAUGGUUUCGGAAUUGCAAAAACGUGUGCAAACCUCACCACAUCGAACCAAACUAGAAAUUCUCGUUGGCGAUGCAAUCAAAGCAAAAUCAUGGCCCAAGUUCGAUCUCUGUGUAGCGAACCUGCCGUAUAAAAUCUCCUCGCCAUUCAUCCAAAGACUGAUUAGCGCAGGUCGUGGUUUUAGAGCAGCAGUUGUUAUGCUCCAGAAAGAAUUCGCUGAUCGUCUUACGGCUAAACCUGGAGAUAAAUUAUACUGUCGUCUGUCAGCAUCUGCUCAGUUCCACUUCAAAAUUGAACAGUUGAUGAAGAUCAAUAGAAACAGUUUUCGUCCCCCACCGCGUGUUGAUUCAGCUGUUGUUCGGAUUGAGCCCAGGCAUCCAUUACCACCUGUGAUGCAUUCAGAAUGGGAUGGAUUACUGCGUCUUGUGUUUGCUCGCAAAAACAAAACGAUCGGAGCUAACUUUAGCGGCAAGUCAAUAGCUGCACAUUUACGUAAGAUUUACAUGGAGACUUGUUGCACAAAAGGAUUGUCACCAACUCCAGAGGUUAUUGCCUGUGAGUCUACUGGUGUUUCAGCAAUGGAGGAAAAAAUAACAAAUAUACUUCGAGAUUCAGGUUUCGAGAAAAAGCGCGCCCGUACUUUGGACGAAGAUGACUUUCUUAGAUUAUUAUUAGCCUUUAAAAAAGAAAAUAUAAAUUUUGGUUGAUUUU